Molecule: messenger RNA, 171 nt
Organism: Gongylonema pulchrum
Lineage: Eukaryota; Metazoa; Nematoda; Chromadorea; Rhabditida; Gongylonematidae
Source: the annotation of a GenBank genome assembly
AUGACACCGAAGCGCUUCUGCAGUUCGCAGGAGGCGCUGAGGCAAGCAUACCUAAAUCCAUACGACGAGUCAAGGAGUAGUAUGUUAAAUGUUGUGCGACGCGGCCGCUCUAUUGUCAAUGGUCAAUGGUACCUGCUCAACGAGCAACUACUUCGCAAACUACACCGGUAG